Pectinophora gossypiella (pink bollworm) is the source of this 2178-nucleotide messenger RNA. RefSeq names its product pro-resilin (gene resilin). The transcript has 5 exons. The record is from RefSeq and is a predicted model, not a curated record. Gene Ontology annotation, cellular component: extracellular matrix. Bases 177 to 2114 code for a protein of 645 amino acids. NCBI's taxonomy places the organism in Eukaryota, Metazoa, Arthropoda, Insecta, Lepidoptera, Gelechiidae.
UAAACGCAGAGACACGACACGCGUGCAACGCUUGCAUUACCAUUGAUAUCACGCUCCCAACUGAACCCUAUAUAAACUCGAGCUAUUCAAAUUUAAUGUAUUCCAAAGCCAAAUCUUAAUAAAGACGCGUCAUUUUACAGCCACUAGCUUUAGGAUUUCAUGAGAAUAUUUCGGCAAUGAUUUUAUGGAUAGUCUGGUUGAGCGCUCUGGCGUGGACGAUCAGAUGUGAGCCUCCAGUGAAUAGUUAUUUACCUCCUGGUAGUAGUGGCGCUGGCGGGAGACCUUCUUCAGAAUAUGGGCCACCCGGCUCUGGUGGAAGCCCAUCCAGCGGCCGCGGGGGCCCGCACGGUAAUCAGCCAGGGGUAGGAGGAUUUGGAAAUCAGAAUGGACCACAAGACACAUAUCUACCUCCUGGGCAAGCGAGAGGACAAAGCCCCGACACGCAAUAUGGCCCUCCAGGACAAGGGCAAGGACAGAGGGGAGGUCAAAGAGGAGGAUCGCAGGGCCAAGGCCAAUUCGGCUCUCAAUCCCAGGGUGGAUUCGGCUCCCAGUCCCAAGUUGGCUUCGGCUCUCAGCCCCAAAAUCGAUUCGAUGGAGGAAGCGGUGGUAAUCAACCACCAAGUACACAAUAUGGUGCGCCAGAACGAGGUGGCUCGUCUAGGUCUCAAGGAAACCAACCUUUUGGCGGCGGUAACAGGAAUGGCGGCGGCAGUAACAGGGGUGGUGGAGACCGUCCACAAUCCUCGUAUGGUCCACCUAAUAGUAAUCAAGGGCCAGGCGGUCAACCUGGUGGUGGAUUUGGACCAAGUGGAUCAGGAGUCAGUCAAGGACCCAAUAGACCCGAAAGCUCGUAUGGUCCACCACCCACCGGAGGAUUCCAGCCUCAGGGUAAUGGCUUCGGUCCUGGUGGCCAAUCACCUAGCCAGCGUGGCGCAUCUCAAAGACCUGAUUCUGCAUAUGGGCCGCCAAACGCUGGUGGUGGUGGUAGCGGCGGUUUUAAUGAGGCACAGAGAGGUCCACCUUCGUCCUCGUACGGUACUCCAGGGUUUGGAAGUGGAGCAGCAGGUAGAGGGUCUGGUGGAGGAUCCGAUUUCGAUGGGGACGAAUCUGACGAGCCAGCUAAAUACGAGUUUAAUUAUGAAGUCGACGACGCGCAGACAGGUACUAAAUUUGGUCAUUCUGAACAACGGGACGGCGACCUAGCUACUGGGGAAUAUAACGUGGUACUGCCUGAUGGCAGGAAGCAGGUGGUGGAGUACGAGGCCGGCCUGCAGGGAUACAAGCCUCAGAUCCGAUACGAGGGCGGUGGAGGUGGUGGUAGUGGAAGGGGCGGUUCCGAAUCCGGAUUCGGUUCAGGUGCGCAAGGGCAAGGAUAUUCACAAGGUGGGCCUGGCGGUGGUGGUUUCCCGGGCAGCGACAAUAGUCUGGGGUAUCAGCAAGGCGCACCAGGACAGCAGGGGCAACAAGCACCGAGUCGUUAUCAGGAGCAGGAUGACUUUGGGCAAGGCCCGCCUUCCCAAUUUGGAGGUCAACGGAUGGGAUAUCCAAGUGGAAGACCUGGGGGUGGUAGAAACGGUCUAGGUCGUGGUAGUGGCGGGCCCGGACAAGGUGGAGAAGGAUAUCCAUCAGGGGGACCUGGUGGUAAUGGUCUAGAAAACUUUAAUGGCGGCGGCGAUAGUGGUUACCCUAGCAGAGGCCCUGGUAGAGGUGGUUCAGGUGGGCCUCAGGGAGGUAGAGGUUCUCCACGUGGGGGAUCACAAGGUGAAGAAGGAUAUCCAAGUGGCGGCCCACAAGGUGGGAGAGGUUUCUCUGAUGGCCAGGAUGAUGGAUUCGGUGGUUCCCAAAGCGGAGGUAGAGGUUUCGGUUCUCAGGGAAGCGACAGAGGGUUCGGUGGUUCUCAAGGUGGGGCUAGAAGAUCUGGUGGCCCUCAAAGCGGCGACAAUGGCUACCCUAGCGGGGGUCCACAGGGGAGAGGAAAUGGAUUCGGCCGCGGUGGAGGCGACAGCGGCUACCCGAGUAGCGGGCCGCAGGGCGGCAGGGGUCGUGACAGCUCGGGCAGUGACGAAGGAUACCCCAGUGGGGGUCCCAGUGGACCACGAGGCUCCGGCUACUAAACUCAACGACUUCGCUAUCUCACUGAUUAACGAUAACCAUGUCACAACUCUAGUUUGACCUACU